GAUAGAAGGGCGAAGUGAUGGUAGUGCUUCCACAAGGGACGGAAAAGCAUACCUGGAAGACCUCUUGGAUUUGUUGUUGCGUGAUGUUUGGCGGCAACGACAUGUUUCCAGCCGCCAUACUGGGUGCUGACUGGAGAGAAGCCAUGGUUUAGCGCGUGGUGGACGUAGUCAUAAGCGAAAUGACACGCUGGGGGGCGACGUGGAAGCGACCUGGAUGCGACAGGCCCCGAACAAGCGCCUAGGGAAACACGUGGGAAUUGAGGACGGCGAGGGUAAAUGGCAAUUCGCGCAGGGAAGGGCGAUCGAGUGCGCUAAAUUACUGAUGUGGAGGGAUGGGGGGCUCCUUAUGUCGAUGAAUGCGACUGGUAGCGGCCUGUAUCUGGACCUUGGCGACAAGUUUCGUGAUGUUUGGACCAAGCCGGAGGAGACACAGGGCGGUAGGCGACAAAACAGGAGAAUCAGGAAGAAGGGGGAAGGGGGUGUAGAACACGAGGAUGUAGGGGUAGAAAGGACCCCAGACGGAGGGGCCGCGUUGGAAAAGGCGCGUGGAAGGCCAGUCUGGAUGAAAUGGAGAUGGAGGGGACGGGGCUUUCGCGACUUUCCGUGCUGGUCGGGGAAACUGGCGGUGCUCAGCCUGUGCCUGUAACGAGGAGAGGCAGGCGGCGAGACGUUGGAAGAAGAUUUCGUGCCGGGUCACGUGUAUUCACUUCCCGCGCCCGUCGCUGACUCAGCUUGGCCUGCUCGCCGGCAUACCCGCCUUGGGACUAGCG
Molecule: messenger RNA, 770 nt
Organism: Aspergillus vadensis CBS 113365
Lineage: Eukaryota; Fungi; Ascomycota; Eurotiomycetes; Eurotiales; Aspergillaceae
Exons: 1
Coding region: 215-646 (143 amino acids)
Source: RefSeq, a predicted model, not a curated record